Messenger RNA from Fusarium oxysporum Fo47, 2574 nucleotides. Its product is annotated as ATP-dependent DNA helicase YKU80. The coding region runs from base 243 to 2393 and encodes 716 amino acids. The record is from RefSeq and is a predicted model, not a curated record. The transcript is spliced from 7 exons. Gene Ontology annotation, cellular component: Ku70:Ku80 complex; nucleus. Gene Ontology annotation, molecular function: damaged DNA binding; double-stranded DNA binding; telomeric repeat DNA binding. Gene Ontology annotation, biological process: cellular response to X-ray; double-strand break repair via nonhomologous end joining; telomere maintenance. NCBI's taxonomy places the organism in Eukaryota, Fungi, Ascomycota, Sordariomycetes, Hypocreales, Nectriaceae.
GGGUCACCAGCCUUGGUACAUAUUGGGGUGGUUCUGCCUAGCGAUUACAAGGAUUCAUUGUGAGACGUUUCUUUUGGUUGCCAUUCAUUUAAAAGCGCGAAUGGCCUUAUGAAAGUAUCUCUCACUCUUUUAUAAUCCCUUUCAUCAUAGCGAGAUUUGAUUGACUUCAAAACUCUUGACCCCGUCUCCCGUCUUCUGACAUUCUUUCCGUAUCACCGGGCUUCAUACAAACCAUCUCCACCAUGGCUGAGAAGGAAGCGACCGUUUUCAUAUUGGACCUUGGGUCGACUAUGGCCCAAACUCAGAGUGGAAGAUCAGAGUCUGAUCUGGAAUACAGUAUGCAAUACGUAUGGGACAAAAUCAUAGACAUCGUGGCAGCAAACAGGAAAACGCUAUGCGUUGGCGUAUUGGGUCUGAGAACAGAUGAGACUGACAACAAGCUACAAGACGAUGAUGGGUAUGAGAACAUCGCAGUGUUGCAGGAGCUGGGACCGAUGACCAUGUCAUCUCUGAGGAAUCUUCAAUCACUUGUCAAGCCGAGCAAUACAUGGUCUGGAGAUGCUGUUUCAGCCAUUGUGUUGGCUGUUGAUAUGAUUGACACAUUCACAAAGAAGCUCAAGUGGAACAGAAAAAUCUUCUUGGUCACAGACGGCCAAGGUCCAAUGGAUGCGGAUGACUUGGGUGACAUUUCUAAGAAGAUGAAUGACUCCAACAUCCAGCUCACUGUCCUGGGAGUAGACUUUGAUGACCCGGAAUACGGCUUUAAGGAAGAGGAUAAGCCGAGCACAAAGAAAGAGAAUGAGCAAGCCUUGAGAUCGCUUGUCAAUGACUGUCAAGAUGGAGUUAUUGCAAACAUUACAGAGGCCAUCGACGAGUUAGAUACCCCACGAAUCAAGGCAGUGAAGCCUUACAAGACUUAUGAUGGUCCUCUUACCCUCGGAGACCCCAACACAUUUCCUGCUGCGUUGAAUAUCAAUGUGGAAAGAUAUUUCAAGACCAAGCUGGCGCGACCUUUGACUGCAAGCACAGUCGUUGUCAAGUCAGAAGGUGCACCGGAUUCUGAACCUACGCAAGCUGACGCUGACGAUAUGGAGGGAAUUGAGUUCUCUGCUGUGAAGCAAGCUCGUUCUUACAAAGUCAAUGACCCAGAUGCACCAGGAGGAAAACGAGACGUUGAGUUUGAUGAUCUUGCCAAGGGUUAUGAAUAUGGCCGAACUGCAGUGCAUAUCAGCGAGUCGGAAUACAAUAUCACCAAGAUUGACACACAAAAGAGCUUCUCAAUCGUUGGCUUCAUUCCAUGCUCAAAGUACGAGCCUUUCCUUAACCUCGGUGAGACUUGCGUGACAGUAGCUCGCAAGUUCGAUGCCAAAUCUGCUCUUGCCCUUUCGUCCCUUGUAUGGGCCCUCUCGGAGCUUGAGUCUUAUGCAAUCGCUCGAAUUGUGACCAAAGAUGGCAAAGAUCCAUUGUUGGUGUUGCUCGCACCCAGUGUGGAGCCAGACAUGGAAUGCCUGUACGAUAUCCCACUGCCAUUUGCAGAGGACAUCCGAAGCUACCAGUUUCCUCCUUUGGACAAGGUGAUCACGGUUACUGGCCAGACCCUUACAACGCACAGGCUAUUGCCCACGGAUGAGCUGAGUGAUGCGAUGAGCGACUAUGUCGACGCAAUGGACCUGUCGACAUACGGACUAGAUGACAAGGGCGAUCCAGAUGAAUACGUCUCCAUUGACGAGACUUUCAACCCUACGGUUCACAGGGUGAACCAUGCCGUGAAAUCACGAGCACUGCACCCAGAAAGACCAGUUCCAGAUGUUCCUUCCAUCUUGCUGCGAUUUUCUCACCCAACUCAAGAUCUGAUUGAAACAGUUCAGAGGAAGGUGGAUGCUCUUGUUGAAGCUGCAGAUGUGAAGAAAGUUCCGCCCAAGGCCAAAGGAAAGCGUGGCCGAGAAACCGUCAAACCCAUUUCUGGUCUUGAUGUGGAUGCUCUGCUGGGCGAAGAGGAGAAGGGCGACAUUAGCCCUGAUAACGCAGUACCCGAGUUCAAGCAGAUGCUUGCUGCAACCGAGGAGCUUUCUCAAAUCGAGGAGGCAGCAAAGCAGAUGGGCGCAAUCAUCUCUACGUUUGUCACGGAGAGCUUUGGGGAUGCCAAGUAUCAACGUGCUCUGGAAUGUCUUGGCGUCAUGAGGGAGGAACUCAUCAACCUCGAAGAACCAGGCCUAUACAAUACUUUCAUGCAAGACAUGAAGAAGCAGCUCAUCUCCGGGACACUUGGAGGCGACAGACGAGACUUCUGGUUUAAGGUCCGAUGGGGUCGUCUUGGUCUCAUUGAUAAACAGCAGUCAGAGGUGUCUGAUGUAUCACCAGAAGAUGCAGACGAGUUCUACAAAUUAAAGUAGUCUUGUAAUGGCAAAUGUAUCUGUUGUUUGUAAAAGGAGUGGGCGUUUGUGUACCAAUAUAUUGAUUGGCUGGUGUGAAGUUUAUCCUUCUCAUGUAACGGGCCGUCUGCAAGCAGUGGCAUUUCAUCUACUACCUGCCAAACGAGUUUCUGUUUGACUCAAUAAAACCUUGUUUAAUGCC